Molecule: messenger RNA, 2289 nt
Organism: Nannizzia gypsea CBS 118893
Lineage: Eukaryota; Fungi; Ascomycota; Eurotiomycetes; Onygenales; Arthrodermataceae
Exons: 1
Coding region: 1-2289 (762 amino acids)
Source: RefSeq, a predicted model, not a curated record
AUGAUGCAGACAUUUUGGCCACGGGCCCAGAUACAGGCCUAUACUUGCCGGUGUGGCUCUUGUUUGAAGAGCUCUGCUUCAAAUGCUGCGUCGAACCGAACCGUGUCAGCCGCGAGCCGAAGACGGAUGUUGAUUGGAAAUAGCGUCACCGGGUUUUAUGCUACUCUAUUUGCUACCGCUGUAGCAUGGGAUACCAGCGUCAAGACAAGAAGAAGAAUUGAGAGACAACAGGAAAUCGAAGCUGUGAAGGCUGAAGUUGAAGCACUCGAACUUGAUCAACUCCGUCGAUUGGAAGCGCUGGCGUCAAGGAAGAGGACUCGGACGUCGACAACAUCACAACAACGGAGAAAAUUCAGUACAUCUACAAGGCCGGAUACUCUUCAGCGCAGAUGCCGUGAAUUAUCGACCCAAGCUGUGGGAGCUCAAUAUCGAAACUCGGAAACAGAAGCGCUUGAUGUGGGAUACGUCAACCCAGGGGUUGAGGAUCCGGCGACCCCACGGAUACAACCACACCCUCGCGAGUUAACUAAUUACGAUUUGGACGUAGACCCCAGGUCUGAAGCCGAAAUAGAACGAUACGAAAGCGAUCUUUCGCUCAAUGAUAUUCUACGGCAAAGGGCGAUCUUGCGAUUAGCCGCUAGACAACUCGCGAUCAAGAUGAUUUUACGGCCCGCUCUAGCCCACCUGUAUGCUGGUGUACCUUUUACGUCACGGGCUUCUUGCAUUCUUCCAGAUAUUGAAAUAGAAAAGCUUCUAGAGGAGCUUGAAGAUAUCCGGGUCAGGAUAGCUAAACUCCGAGGUUCUAGGGAUGCAUGGUUUGGUGACCUUGCCCGGAAUAUAACGAUAGUGGAGCAUGAAAACCUGGUUGCGGAGAGAGCUGCUUUAAACGAGGACCUGAAACGGAUGUACACCAUGUACCAAGACGACGAGUUGACAUCUCGAGAUUUACUUGUCAAAGUUGCCGAGAAUAUUCUAUCAUCGGAAGAACCGCUAUCGCGACUCUCCGUAUCCUUAAUGAUAAGGAUGUUCGGCCGCUCAAGGCAAAAUGACGUGGUGAACAUGAUAAUUGACUCAAUAUUUCCAAACGGUCUUAUUCUUGGGGAAGGAGUGAUUAUAGCCACAUUGGAUUUCUUUAACAAGUCUAAAGAUCUGUACCGGUUUGACGGCUUCUUAAACAGACUGUUAGGGGGGAAGCUGCUACGCUUGCCGCAGUAUUGGAAACUCACCAAGGUCGGCAACAUUGAGAUUCCAGUGCCGCCAAGGGGCAGUGACCAUGCAAUUUUGAGUACACUUAUAUCUUCCGCACUCGGUUUUAAUCAGCCAGAGAGGGCAGAUGCCUGGCUAGCUGUCAUGAGACACCGCGGAUAUGCAGAUAAUCCCUACAUACUGGGAUCAUACCUCCGAUUUUACUCCCAACAGCAGGACUGGGAAAAGGGCGGCUUGCUUCUACUAAGAGUAGUAGAUUACAUAUCUUCCGCGGUGGCGGACAAUGAGGGUCAGUUUGAGCGAUUGAUACUGUAUAUGGCCGCUUUCUGCAACUCCUGCGGAAAAGAUAGGCUGGGGAGCUCAAUUUUGAAGGCUGCUGCUGGUCAUGGUAUUGACUGGCAAGAUGCCUACAAUUCCACAGAUGAAAGAAUCGUUAUCUUAUCCACGCUGGAACGGUGGCGCGCAGCUGCGGGACUACCUAAACUCCCUGUCUCUCAUCUAUCUAUGGAUGAGAGGCACAGAGCAUUUGCAAAUAGCGUCAGGGGGUCCAUCCAGCAAGCUGUGUCAAUAACACAAGGCCGAAAAGUAUCAUACCAGCGGAGAUACGACCAGCUUGCAUACAAAAUCCGAAGCUCUGAGUUGGUCAUCCGUGAUUUGAAGUUUGAGAUGGACAAAGAGAGCCAUAGGCGAAACAUGAGAAAUUUGCAUCUCAAGCUAUCUCAGCCAAGCGAGACUGAAUUCAUCCGGGAUGAAGUUCACUCCUUGGAUAUAGCUAUCCGCGACAUUGCAUUAGAGAUUGAACGACAAACACGAAAGGCAGAAAUGGCGACUCUCAAAUCACAAUUGGACAUGAUACAAGCUAUGCUUCCCCACAAGCCUUUACAGUCAGACACACCAUCUUUGGAAACAUCUAUAACCCCCAAAUUUACAAACCCAAAACCUCACUCAGCCGUCUCCCCCACUACCAUCGAAUUACAGAAUCUCCCAACGAAAGUUUCCCCUCGGAUAAAAAGGAUCUCAACAAUCAACAAAUACCCAUCUUCAAGUACCCACAAAUCUUACCAAUCCUCCCCAUCUAAUUGA